AUGGGCUCACGCGCCGGGGAGCAGACGCUGGCGAGAGGCGCGCGCACGGGCGAGACGGCAGCGCACGCGCAAGUGCGCUUGCCACACAGAAGACAAACGGCAUGGAAAGUUCCAGAGGGUUCGAGAACCCUAGGCAGCCCCGGGGGCGGGGCAGUAUGCCUUCCGCUUGCCAUUUCCAGACGAGCCCACGGAGCCAUCAUCAGCCAGCAGCCCUUGGGUCGGGGGUCCCAGCGGGGGUCUGCGGAGCGCAGGACGCGGAGCUGUGGCGGGGGCGCGGCGAGGCGGCUUUAUGAAGGGGGUGGGGCCGCCGUGGCCGUUGCCCGCGCGGGGGGCGUGGCUGCCGUCUGCGCAGCUGCUAGCGCCUUUAAGCCCAGGCUUGCGCGGCCACAGCGUGCUUUCGCCGUCCGGGAGCCCUUGAGCCGCCUUUUCUCUCCGCUGCGUCCCGGGAGCCGGCUCGGUCCGGAGCCGCGCGCUGUGCAUUCGGGCAUGCCCCGCUACGAGCUGGCUUUGAUCCUGAAAGCCAUGCAGCGGCCAGAGACUGCUGCUGCUUUGAAACGUAUGAUAGAAGCCUUGAUGGACAGAGGAGCCAUAGUGAGGAACUUGGAAAACCUGGGUGAACGACCGCUUCCUUACAGGAUGGCCGCUCACAAUCAGAAGCACACACGAGGAGGGUAUUUCUUGGUGGAUUUUUAUGCACCAACAACAAGAGUUGAGAAUAUAAUGGAAUAUUUGUCUCGAGAUGUUGAUGUGAUUAGACCAACUGUUGUGAAGCACCCGCUAACUCAAGAAGUAAAGGAGUGUGAAGGGAUUGUCCCAGUCCCACUGGAAGAAAAACUGUAUUUUGUGAAAAAGAAGAAGUAA
Elephantulus edwardii (Cape elephant shrew) is the source of this 861-nucleotide messenger RNA. RefSeq lists its product as uncharacterized. The coding region runs from base 1 to 861 and encodes 286 amino acids. Gene Ontology annotation, biological process: translation. The record is from RefSeq and is a predicted model, not a curated record. The transcript has 4 exons. Gene Ontology annotation, cellular component: ribosome; mitochondrial small ribosomal subunit. Gene Ontology annotation, molecular function: structural constituent of ribosome; small ribosomal subunit rRNA binding. Lineage: Eukaryota; Metazoa; Chordata; Mammalia; Macroscelidea; Macroscelididae.